Messenger RNA from Nicotiana attenuata, 1245 nucleotides. RefSeq names its product putative F-box/LRR-repeat protein 23. The transcript is spliced from 2 exons. Bases 94 to 1062 code for a protein of 322 amino acids. NCBI's taxonomy places the organism in Eukaryota, Viridiplantae, Streptophyta, Magnoliopsida, Solanales, Solanaceae. The record is from RefSeq and is a predicted model, not a curated record. Gene Ontology annotation, molecular function: protein binding.
GAGAGAGUUCAAAAUUCAAAAGUUCCCACGCAUAUCCUUCUUCCUCAGUGAUGCUCUCCCUUGCUAAAGGCAAAAGCCCUAAGAAAAUCCAAAAUGCUGAGGCCAAAAAGGCGUAUUCAGAAAGAGCCGAGAGGAGUCAAACAGAAAAAGCUAAAAGCAUCAUCAUCUUCCUCCUUACCUCCACCUUCUUCUUCCUUACCAUCAUCGCCGUCGCUGCCGCUUUCACCGCCGCCGCCGUGGGUGGAGCUUCCGCUGGAUAUCACGGCAAAUAUUCUGCAGCGUUUGAGAACGAUAGAGAUACUGGAGAAUGCACAGCGAGUUUGUACUGCCUGGUGGAAGGCGAGCCAUGACCCCACUGUGUGGCGUGUUAUCGACUUGAGGAACCACGAUGUUGAUGCCAAAACGCCUCGAAUGUUGGAGAAUAUGUGUCGGAUUGCGGUAGAUCGUAGCCAGGGCCAAUUGCUCAAAAUUAAUAUCGAGAAUUUUGGUAGCAGAGACUUGCUCAACUACAUUGCUGAGAGAUCAAGUCAGCUCAGAUAUCUCAGAUUUGUCAAGUGUUAUUAUAUCUUAGAUGGAUGUUUGGCUGCAGCUGUUAAGAACUUCCCUUUGUUGGAGGAGUUGCACAUAUACUUCUCCGAUAUUAACAAAGAUCAUAUAGAAGUUAUUGGUCAUUCUUGCCCUCAGCUCAAGUCAUUUACAUUGAAUGCCCGUGGAUUUCGAGGAUAUCAAUACGAUGAUGAAGCUCUAGCUGUUGCCAGAAGUAUGCCUGAACUGCGACACCUUUCCCUUUUUGGAAAUGUCUUGACAAAUGAAGGCCUGCGUGCCAUUCUUCAUGGCUGUCCGCACCUUCAAUCGCUUGACUUACGCCACUGUUAUAAUAUCAAACUUAAAAGGGAUCUUAGAAGAAGAUGUAGGCAACAGAUUGUACAUCUAAAGCAUCCUCGUGAUUCCACUUAUGGCUAUGAGUUUGAUGCUCAAAUUUGUGAUUAUUCGCCUCCUGUUGGUGACUUCCCUUGGUCCUUUGAUGAUCAUUUUAAUGAGUUUGAACUUGAGUGGUGGUAAUUGCAUUUGGUAUUUUGCAGGUUUUAUUCGCUUUUUAGGUGAUCUGCCAUCCUUUUGGAACAGUAACAGGUGAAGUGUUUAUUGUUUUGAAUAAUUGUAAUUAGAAUGGCCAAAGUAAUCCUCUUUCUUUUGCAUUUGAGAGGUGACUUCUAGAUAACUUUUGCCCUUCUUUUGUUCAUACCU